This is a messenger RNA of Sus scrofa (pig), 5639 nucleotides long. The record is from RefSeq and is a predicted model, not a curated record. Lineage: Eukaryota; Metazoa; Chordata; Mammalia; Artiodactyla; Suidae.
CCGGGCUCCGGGCGCCGCCGCGUCCCCAGCGCUCCGGCGGGCCCCGCGAGGCGGCCUGCGGGGGCGGCGCAGUUGCGAAACUGAGUUCCUGUGUGGCUCAUCCUAGAAUACCUGUCUGGUGCUCUGCCCUUCCUCAAGACUACCUCACACUUCUCCCACUGGGGACUCCAGCGUGGUAAGCUCACUGCACAGACUCUCUGCCUUUUCCAUGUUUUCCUAGAGAAAUGACCUGAUACCUUGAUGACCAGUCUCAGGGCCCUUGGGUGACUGGCUGGGGCACCAUGGAACUUAAAGUAUGGGUGGACGGAGUUCAGAGGAUUGUUUGUGGGGUCACUGAAGUCACAACUUGCCAGGAAGUUGUCAUAGCCCUAGCUCAAGCAAUAGGUCGAACUGGAAGGUAUACUCUUAUAGAAAAAUGGAGAGAUACUGAAAGACACUUAGCACCUCAUGAAAAUCCUAUCAUAUCCUUAAACAAAUGGGGGCAGUAUGCUAGUGAUGUGCAGCUGAUUUUACGUCGAACUGGGCCAUCUCUCAGCGAGCGACCCACAUCAGAUAGUGUGGCUCGAAUUCCUGAAAGAACUUUAUACAGACAGAGUUUACCCCCCUUAGCCAAACUGAGGCCUCAGAUUGACAAAACGAUCAAAAGGAGAGAACCUAAAAGGAAAUCAUUAACAUUUACAGGAGGUGCCAAAGGAUUAAUGGACAUUUUUGGAAAAGGUAAAGAAACUGAAUUUAAGCAAAAGGUGCUGAAUAACUGCAAAACCACAGCAGAUGAGUUAAAGAAACUGAUCCGUUUGCAGACAGAGAAGCUCCAAUCUAUUGAGAAAGAGCUAGAAUCAAAUGAAAUAGAAAUACGAUUCUGGGAGCAAAAAUAUAAUUCUAACCUCGAAGAGGAAAUUGUCCGCCUGGAGCAAAAGAUCAAAAGAAAUGAUGUAGAAAUUGAAGAGGAAGAAUUUUGGGAAAAUGAAUUACAGAUUGAACAGGAAAAUGAAAAACAGCUGAAAGAUCAACUUCAGGAAAUAAGACAAAAAAUAACAGAAUGUGAGAGUAAAUUAAAGGACUAUUUGGCUCAAAUCCAGACUAUGGAAAGUGGUCUUGAGGCAGAAAAAUUGCAACGUGAAGUUCAAGAGGCACAAGUCAAUGAAGAAGAGGUUAAAGGAAAGAUUGGUAAGGUUAGAGGGGAAAUUGACAUUCAAGGCCAGCAGAGUCUGAGGCUAGAAAACGGUAUUAAAGCUGUGGAAAGAUCUCUUGGGCAAGCCACCAAACGAUUACAGGACAAAGAACAAGAAUUGGAGCAGUUGACUAAAGAGCUACGGCAGGUCAAUCUGCAGCAGUUUAUCCAGCAGACAGGGACAAAAGUCACCGUUUUGCCAGCAGAGCCCAUUGAGGUGGAGGCAUCACAUGCAGACAUAGAAAGGGAGGCACCAUUCCAAUCUGGGUCCCUGAAGCGGCCUGGCUCCUCUCGGCAGCUCCCCAGUAAUCUUCGUAUUCUGCAGAAUCCUAUCUCGGCUGGUUUUAAUCCUGAAGGCAUAUAUGUAUAACAUCUGCCUUCAGGGGAGAGACCCAGGAAGGUACCAAGGACAGUGAAAAUUCCUUCUUUGAUUUGUGCCAAUGAUGAACAGAGGAUAUAUUUCACAAGCCACUGUAUCUUUUUUUCUGUCCUAAAUUGCAUACCACUUGGAGCCAUACCCUGUGCACUGAUGCUGAAGAACAAAGAAACUGUGUUUUCCCACAUCUACAGUGUUGACAUUCUUGUCCAGCAGCUGUAAUGCAAAGCCUUCAUUUUUAUUUGUAGCAUUUUGAGAGCAUUAGGAAAGUAUUAUACUGUGUGUAUACAUAAAUAAAACCAUGACUUAAGAGUGAAGAGAAAUAUGUGACUGGCUUAGUUUAUUUAUUCCAUGUAAUCAAUUACUGAGUGAAUGUUGAUGUUUUAAUAUUUUUAUUAAUACUUAUCCUGUGACUAAAUUACAUUGCAUACUGUGUGAUUAUGACUUUGUGUGCAUGUUGCCAGACUCUCUACGUUGCUGACUUAUGGCUACAUGAAUGUCGUAGGGUGCUCCGCCAUCAAAACUAACUCCAGAAGAACUGACUUGCAUUUACUUUGUGAACCCUUCCUAACCAUUGCUUAAUUAGGUGAGAUAAUUCAGGUUUCUUUUUAAUUUGGGGUUUAAUCUUUUCUUUACAGUAUUUCCAACACAUGAACAGAAGGUAUAAGAACAGAAAUAUUUUCAUAAGAUAAAGUCUAUGUUUAAAAGGUUUGCAGUGCUUCAGACGCUAUUGAACAAAAAUCUAAUUGUUGAAUAUCCAAACAGGCAUGGGAUUUCCUGACACAUGAUGUGUUUUAUUUCUGCCCUGCCUUAUUAUUUUAAUCUCAUGCAUCCUCAGAGUUGCCAUAAUAUAUAAAUUAGAGAUGCCUGAGGAUAUCUUCAGGAAGGUUGCUUUCAGUGAUAUAUUUUUUAAGUAAUCCACUUUAUAUAUAUGGUCUGUUCGUGUAAGCACCCACAGAUGCAUUAUUGCUUACACAUAAUUUACUGUGUACAUUAUGGACUAUUGCAGUUUCUCCAAUCACUUAAACAGAAAGUAGGUUGGAAUUAGGUACUUUGUUACCAAGGAAAUAAAGUUAAAUUCAGUGUUUGUUUUCAUUAAUUUCCAUGUUGACUUUUAUAGGACAUUAAUCUCCAUUUGUACAUAUAUUUUCUUAUUUAUAAAGCCAAAAGUGUGUCAACACCCCUCCCAUGAGUACUGACUUAAUUAAGAUUCACAAGCUUAUGUAGAUAGAUGUGGUCAUAUAUUUCUUAGCCAUUUUUACAUUCCCUCUGAUCAAAAUUUGGUACAAUAUAAAUAAGAAUUUAAUCUGAAAUUGAAAGUAGUUUUUAAUUCUGAGGACACAUCUGUCUGUAUUAUUUACAUGCAACAAAGUAAAAAUGAAUUAGUAUAUUAAUGCCAUGCUAACAGUUAAAAGAUGUAAGUUGUAUCUUAUGCAUGAGGGUAACUUUGGAUGUUUUAAACACAUUUGACUUAUUUUUGGUUUAAUGAAUGCUGAGAAUGCUGCUAUAUUUAGGUUUCCAAUGAAAAAUUUUAAGAAUGGCUGUGAAAAUAUAUAGAAGCUUCAAAGAACUGAAAGUAAUAAUGCAGAGUUGCCUUUUCUAGUUCAGCUAAAUGGCAGACCUCAACUAAAAAUAUUUUCUUUGGGUUCUUAGAGUUAUCCAGUUGACCUUGCCAUUACACUAUUUUGCAAAUAACUUGAGAAAUAAAUGAUUCUUACCUAACAACCACGACGACCUAUACCCAUUGCUCUCAAUUUAUAAUUGUUAUUUCGUAUCUACUAUAUUCAAAAACUAGGAGAAUUUUAAAAACAAAAUAAUUUGUAGAUGUUAAAACAAUGAUUUAUGGAUGCCCAAUAUAUGCCUUAUUUUUAAAGGGUUCCAUUCUAUACUGGGUCGUUUUGUUAUUGUUCAGAGAAACUGAGAUCUUAUUCACAAAGAAAAACUUUUUAUAAAUUGAUCACAUUCUACUUAAAUCAAAAUGUUAAACUGAAGAUAUAUUAAUUGCAAAGAUGUUUGGCAUGCCAUGAAAACACAAAGUCAAUAUCCAACUUCAUUGUUGUAAAUGAUUAUCAGCAUUAACCUCAUAAAGAAAGACUGGCAGGAUUCUCACAACUUCAGCUGAAUUUUCAAGCUGCCAGAUAAUCUUCACAGACUUAAUGACAAAUAGAAAUACUCUUUCCUAGAUGAGAAGAAUAUAUAAAUGUGAAUUUGAUUAAUAUACUGAGAAGCUGUACUUUUUAAUCAGUUAUAUUACUUCUGGAAGCACACCUCUAAGAAAUAUUUUCUAAGUCUUUUUUUAAAAUAGAGACUAGAAAAUUCAUUUCCCUAGGAUAUCUUAAAAAUAUCUUAGUCUGUUUCUGGUCAUUUUUAUCUGUUGCAAAUACAAAUGAAUUAAGAUUAAGUGCCACACCUUUGGAUACAUUUCUGAGGGGGGAGUGGGCAGUGGUAUAAAAAAUACCAAAUAGAAAAUUCUACAUCUGGGGGAAUACUCAGGUUCUAAAUACUAAAUUAGAUUUCAGAGUUUUUUUCAUUAUUAUUACACUGCAAGUUCUUUUUCUGUUUGUUUAGCCACUCCCACAGAAUGUGGAUGUUCCCAGACCAGGGAUAAAACCUGCGCCAUAGCAGUGACCUGAGCCACAGCAGUGACAAUGACGGAUCCUUAACCCAGUGAGCAACCAGGGAACUCCACACUGCAAGCUGUUUUAUUGUGAUUUUCUACAGAUUAAAUACAUUAGAAGAUAUUUUUUCCUACCAAGGAAUAAUUUGAAUUAGCAUUGAUAUAUUUGACACUCUUGAGUGUUUGUCAUCCUCAGAGAAUGAUCCAUAGUGGGUUGCCUCAGUCCUCUUGUUACUCUUUUGAGAUAUUUUGGUUUAUUAGUUUUUUUUGUUCUUGAUACACAGGGAAUUCAUAUGUGAGACUUUGGUUGGUGCUAAUAGGUGUUACCCAUUUGAUUCCUUCAGCCAUCACUGAGCGUUCAAAUUCAUCAUAAACUAGAACUGAAACUACUACAGUAAAAAUAUAGAAUUUAUGGUGUGAAAUGUGAACGUUAACAGUGUUUAAGAAGAACAAAUAAACGCUUGCUUCCAGAACAUAAGUAAAUUUUGUACCUGCAUUUAAAGAAAAUUUUCUUUGUGAAUAAGAGUAAAUCGGUCUUUCAGAAAAGCAACUUCAUGUAAAGCCAUUUCUGUGAACCUCUUUCCAAGUUAGGACUGUAGUAACGAAUUGAGGAAAUAAUACGGAAAUGGCAAAACUCUUGAUUUCAGGUGUGCCGAGGGCAUGGGUAGAUGAACUGUUCCCUGUGUGCAUUGCCUUUGAAAAAUUGGGCCUUAAUUUAUAUGUAAAUAACAACGCUGUGUUCACAUCCCUCUUCUACCUAAAGUUGUCUUUAUUAGUCUAUAUUGUAUUAAAAUUUAGCUCAUAAGUAUUACUUUUAUAUUAUGUCAUUUUUUUUAAGUUGCAUGUUUAUACCAUUUACUACAGUAUUUUUAAGUUUUGGGUGAAGGCCAUCAGCUGUAUGGAGAAGACAGAACAAUCACUAUUUAUUCAGUGUUGCUGCUUUAUGUUUCCCGAAUAAGCUUUCGAUGCCAGGACAGUGACUGCUUGAAAGCUGCAGGAGCUCUAUUCCAAUGCAUUUUAUAUAUUUUUAGAAACCAGAUAAAUGCAGAUAACUAUUUAGUAUACUCAUUAUAUUAAACCAGCAGAAAUAUAAAGGCAAUAAAGUAUAUACAUAUAUAUAUAUGGGGGGAGGGGAAAGAUUUAAAAAUAGAUUUACAGCCAGACACAGUGAUAGCCCUAAAUGUAUUUCUCGGUCUGUCUUUCUUUAUUGACCUGAAGAGGAUUUGAGUUGCUGCAGCUUUAAACAGAAAAUUGCCACGUUCACUAACUGUGGACACAUAAAUAUGCUUUUAGUACUGCUUUGCUUAUGUGCAAAUAAAAUAUCUGUAAUCUGUAUUAUAUGUAAUUAUUCUUUGCUUUUGACCUUCAUUUCAAAAUGUAUAUUUUCUGAUUAUUAUCAUGAGCUGUAAAACAAAGGAUCAAUAUCUGAUAUUCUCCCAAAUAAUAAAUUUUCAGGAUUCACUGGGGUAUUACAA